GUCUCCUUGCUGUCACUCCCCAAACACUGCACCAAGUAGCCUCAAGAGGACCUACUAGGUGUAGGAGGGGCAGCAAAGUAUAGUGGGUCCGGUUCUCCCACUCAGUGGGUGCCACCCGGGGACGGCAUUCUGAACAUUUCCAGUCCACACCCACUCCGUACCCUCUAACUGGUCGUUCACAUAUUACCCUCCAUUCCUCCGUAAUCAAUUUGACAUAUAACUAUCGUGUCAUGAUUACAAUUAUGUAAUCAUUUGGAACCCUCUCCUAAUUACCUAAUAUGUGGACGACCUUACUCUAAUAGAGGUACUCUAGAGACGACCCCUAAUAUAAGAGGUACUCUAGAGGUACUCUAUAGUAGAGGUACUCUAGAGAUACUCUAGUAGAGGGUAUCUGUGCUUCUGACGGGUCUUAGCCCAAAGGUUUGUCAGUCUCGAGUGAGAGUGUACUGGGUGGUGUUUGGAAACUAAACUAUACUUGACAGACUUACCACACACAAACUGACAGACUGAUCUGAGAAAAUUUUGUGAACUUGUGUUGGUGAGUUAUUUUUAUUUUAUCAAGAUUUCUCAGUAGAUUGUGGCUUUAUUUUAUUCAAGCUUUUUGUGUCAAUUCAUAAACGCGAACAUUAAUAUCACCAUUGCAUUUUCUCAUUAAAUCCUAUUCUCAGAAUUGACCACGGUCGGAACGAACUUCAAAAGAGGAGCUUUAGGAUUCAAGACAGUUACCUGUGAGCUCAAUGAACCGGGCUUAUGGGUAAACAACAAAGUGGUCCUGACAGUGACAAAGACAGGGACACAAGAAACUGCUACUUGCACCAGUGUAAGUGGAGAAAAGGCGUUCCUAGAUACCUCAUGCGUGUACGGAGCAGGGCAGAUUGACAGGUGGACAAUCAUGGGGGACCAAGUGAAGAUAAAGGCCAACAUCAACUACGACGGAACAGAAACUGCAGCCUUCAGAUGUGACGUAACUGUUGAUGAGGAGGCGUCUGAUUCAAAGCUCGUCUACGCUGAAGCACUAGACUACUCUGUUGUGAUAUCAAGCACCCACGUGUUGAAGUACGAGAACGGGGAACGUUACACGCUAGUGGGCAGUACGGGUAAGAAUCCUACGUUCAAACUCCAGCUUUACGGAGACAGUGCUGAGCCUCGCAUUACUGAUACUCUCUCAGCAACAUUGGAGUUUGAGGAUGAAAAUGGGGAUGUGUUUAUUGAGAAUGAUGGUUUUACAGCGACCAAAAAGACAACAGUUUUCCUUAAAUCAGCGAAGAUAACAUCGCCACAUGCUUUCACCUUGUACGAUUCUAACAGGGGCAACAAAGUGAAAAUGUUAACGAUUUAUCCCGAAUGUCCCGCUGGUCAGUAUUCCGACCCUGAGACUGGAGCCUGCACUACGUGUCAGUUAGGAGUGAGACCAGAAUCUGCUAAUCAGCUACAUGGUUGCCAGGCUUGCAGGGAGACAGGGACGAUGUGUCCGGACAAGGCUCGUGUAAACUGCAUUGCUAGAGUAGAGGGACAGUUCAUUAGAGGUGGAUGGAGUUGUCCAUCGUGCCCUGCAGGAACCUACGCUAAAGAAACGGCCGCGUCGUCCGGCAUUUUCAAAUGUGAACCUUGUGAGAUUGGAAAAUACAGUGCUGGAGCAAAAGACAUUUGCGGAGAAUGUUUGGAGAGUGAUAACAAGUAUACCCCAGCGGUGGGAUUCUCUGAAUGUCUUUUCUGCGGAGGGCAUGUUUCAGACAACGCGUGCAGUGCAUGUCCUGCAGGAAAAGGUAUUUCCGAUGGUAAAUGUAUUGAUUGUACUCCAGGGAAGUAUAGCAAGAGCGGGGCUUGUGUAGAUUGUCCAAAAGGCUCGUAUACAGAUGCUGCAGGAGUUUCUGGGUUUAAAAAGUGUGAAGCCGGACAGUAUCAAGACAUCGAAGGUCAAACAUCUUGUUCUGAUUGCUUAGCCAGUCGUGGAAAGUAUUCAGACGGAGAGGGCGCUGAGAAGUGUGAAGACGUAAAAUCUGGAUAUGAGAUUGUGGUUGAUAGCUUUAAUACAGGAAGAGGUAUAAGUCAGAAAGAAUGCCUUGCGGGAACGUAUGGUAACAAAGGAGAAACUGAUUGGAAAUGUCUGCCUUGUGAUGCUUCAAAGGGCUUGUAUCAAGACACACAGGGCCAAAACAGCAGUAAAAAGGUCGAAGCUGGUUUCUAUGUCAUUACCCCUGAAGGAGAAACAACAGGAGCAACAGAAGUAGCUGAAUGCGCGGCGGGGACCCACAGAACCGUGUCAGACACUACGUACACAGAGUGUGCUCCUUGUGAUCCUGAAUCAGGCAAAUAUCAGGACAGUCCUGGGCAGACUCACUGUAAAGAUGUGGAGCAAGGCUAUUACGUUGAGAGCAAAAUCGCGGUGAAACCUUGUGAGGCUGGCUCUGCAAGAGGGGAUGCAUUCUUCGUUGAACUUGAAGGAGAAACACAGUACACCGCAUGCAAGAAGUGCGAUGGGAAAAAGGGUCAGUAUCAAAAUGAGCCGGGAAAACCUACCUGUAAAGAAGUAUCUGAAGGAUCUGUAAUUGUGGCUGGAGAAGCAGCAAUUGCGGUUACACCAUGUGCCGAGGGCACUGCUAGAGGGCCUGCAUUCUUCGUUGAAGGAGAAACACAGUUCACUGAAUGUAAAAAGUGUGAUUGGAAGAAGGGUCAGUUCCAGAGCGAGGCGGGGAAACCUACUUGUAGAGAGGUGCCCGGAGGAUCCGUAGUAGCGGAUGAAGGAGCCAUUGUCAUAAAAGCGUGCGAAGCCGGCACAGCCCGUGGAGCAGUUUUCUUCAUCAUUGAAGAAGAAGAAAAGUUUAUAAAAUGUAGGCCCUGCGAUAUGGGUACCUACCAGAACUUACCGGGUAAAGAAGAGUGUGUCGAUGUUCCGCCUGGAAAGAAAGCAAUAGACGAACGAAAAGGAAUUGAGGAUUGUCCAGUUGGUUACAGGGAAGAAAGUGGCGUAUGCAAACUUUGUAUUCCAAAAAAUGGGGAAUACCAGGAUAAGACAGGGAAGAACUAUUGUGAGCGUGUCAAACCUGGCUAUUCUGCGCUAAACGGAUAUGAUCCACCAACAAUCUGUGCUGCGGGGGAAUACAGCAAGGACUACACAUGUGUCCUUUGUAACGCAGAGGAUGGAGUCUAUCAGGACGAAGAAGGGGGAAGUUUCUGCAAAGCUGUUAAUCCUGGUUAUGAGCUUGAUAACGGGGCUGUGGAGAAACCACCAGUAAAGUGCCAGAAAGGUCACUUCAGUAAGGGAUCUGCAAAAACGUGCACUCUCUGUGAUAGAGAUAGGAAGGAGUACCAGAACGAAGAAGGGGCGACUUACUGCAAGAUAUGCGCAAGAGGCAAGAUACUGGAUGGUGCCACCGUUUGUGAAGGUCUUGGCUGCAAAGAAGAAACUGCCUUGAUGAUAGAAGUACGUCCGGAUCCGUUCGUUUUCUCAGAGACAGCUGCUGGAGAGACCCUCAUCAUACCUUGUAACCUAAACAAUACAAAGAGUGCAGAAGAUAAGGUGUACCGUCACUGUAUAUUCGACGAGGGUAAGUUCGUUGCCAGAUGGGACACUCCAAACUAUGGAGCUUGCCCUACAGCAAAAACUGAAGCCCUACACGCGCUGAAGCAGCAGACUGACAUCCUGAACAGUCCAGAGAAACUUGCCUCUUUGAAUGACACAGAACUUGCCAACUCAAUGAAAAUGCUUUCCUCGGGGAUGGAAGACAUUAUAAAGGACGAGAAGGUAAACGGAACUGAAGUGCAGCUGACAUCUCGAGAUGUGAAAGACGUUGCAGGAACUCUAAACUCUAUCAAGAGUAUGAUAGAGCUACCGAAAAAGAAGCCUGCAGCGGAUGGCACGGUACAAACUGAGGAGGAGAAGAAGGAGAUGAAGGAAGCAACUAAUGCGCUGAAAACUACAAUGGCAAAGACAAUCGAUAAAGUGGCAGCCUCGGGUAAAGAUACUCUGAAGACAGUGGAUGAUACACAGAAAGAGAGUAUAAUUCACUCUGUGGAGGCAUUGGCUAAUAGCAUGGAAGGUGACGACGAACCAAUAGUUACUUCUACUCUUGCUGUACGAAGUAUCAGCAUGAAUCCUUCAAAACCAUCAGUAAAAUCAAGUAACAGCACAUCUUCUGGUUCUGAUAACACUGGAGAUGAAGAGGAGGAGGAGGAGUCUAUUUCUUUACCUGUUCCUGCAGGGAUGGCGGAAGGUGAUGCACCCAAGCUGGCGUUGGGAGACAUGACAGCCUCUGGAGCAUCAGUAGCUGUGUUCAGUGAGGACGCUAAGGACAUGUUCCCUGACCCUGAUACUGCUAUAGAUGAGGAUGAUGUGACUGAGACUGAUGAGACUGAUGCUGACGGGGAACCUGUCAAAGUCAACAGGACACUGAACUCUGCGAUUGUAUCGCUCGAGUUCAAGGAAGUAUCACAAGUACAGUUCAGUCUCACAAUGAAGACCAAUAGGAAUAAUGAUGAAUCAAAUAAAAAUAAGAAACUUGAACGAACAUGUACCUUCCUAAACACCACAACACAAAAGUGGAGCAGUAAAGGGUGUACCACCAGUAUUCACGGAGAUCCCCUGGACGGAAAUGUUAGAUGCCACUGUAAUCACAACACUAGUUUCGCUAUCUUACUCAGUAUUUCAGAUAUCGUAGACCACUCCCAGGAGCACGCCACACUCAUCAUGUUUUGUAUCAACGUUACUUUCCUCGUCAUCACCUUCUUCGCCAUAGCUCCUUUCAAGAAGUAUCGUAAGAAACGGCUUGUGGUUCUCCAAACUCAGCUGGUCUUGUCCCUUAUCUUAGCGAAUACUGGGUUUAUGUGUCUCAGCAAGAUCAAGAAAACUAAAGUCCAUGUGGAUAUGUUCGGGUACCCGACAGUGGCCCUGAACAUGCCGUGCUACGUGGGCGUGAUAAUAGUUCAGUACCUCUUCCUCGUUGUUAUGGCCUGGAUGUCCUGUUGUGCGUAUACUCUCUAUGGAAAGAUUGUUGAUGCAAUAAAAACGUUCGGAAAGGUAGACAGAUUCUACAUACACAAAUGUGUGGUCUUCUGUUGGAUAAUCCCGGCAAUUCUGCCCACUUCAGCUUUCUUGACUUCAGAGAUGAUGAACAACCAAGAAAACAAGGCGGCCGAUAUGCCAUAUAUCAUGAGCAGCUACAGCAAGAACAAUACAGAAUGCUGGGUUGCAAACCCCUGGAAGUGGGUGAGCUUCAUGAUCCCCAUGUACAUCUGUCUCCUCCUCAACUGUGGUGUUUUCUUCAUGAUCAUCAGGGUGCUCAUCCGGGCUGCUAGGAGUGGGUCUGGGAGCACUGGACUCGCGAAACAAAUCAAAGGAGCAGUGACUAUUGCAGUGACAGUAGGUGUACCCUGGAUCGUGGGAGUAAUGACCUUUGAACCCAUAGCCCUCAUUGGACAGUGGUUAUUCAUCAUCCUCACCGGUCUGCAGGGACCGAUCAUGUUCAUUGUGUUCGUGGUACUACAAGAGGAAGUACUGGGAACUCUCCUAAAACCGUGCGGUAUGGAGGUGCCGGAGAUACUGCAGUCAGCGCGGAGUACUACUUCCACCAGGAAGUCAAAUGCUGCUGUCAGCACUGUCUUCAACAGGGAGAAACCUUUUGAUCCCACGACGAUUGAUCCAGUAGCAGCGAAACAGCUGGAGGAACAGAAGAAGCUGGAGGAAGAGGCUCGAAAGAAUGUGUACUCAAACGAGAAUAUGGACGAUGCUGAGAUUGAAAGUCAUGGAUCUACAAGGAGCAACGCUCUUCUAGUGAAAUGUGAGAUUGAUGAUUCACUGCCGGUGGGAGUAGUUCCUACACCCAUCCCAACUCCUGAACCAAAAUCUGAUCAUGAUCAUCUCUACUACGAGUGUACACAUUUCCCUCACGACCCCGACGCAGUGUCCCUGGCCAGCAACUUCCCAGAACCAGUCACAGAAUGAGCGAAGAAGGACUCUAAGAACCCCAAAAAUGACGCUAAGAACCUCCAAAAAGGACGCUAAGAACCCAACGGAAUAACAGAUUGUCAAAACAUUUUAUGACGCUGAAGGUGUGACUCUAAAUAGCGAAACUGUUUUCGCGAUGUACAAAUUUUGAACAGAAUUAUGAAAUAAGCAAAGACAGUAUUUUCAAUAUUGAUGAAUCGGACGAAUUCGAAGACUAUAAGAUCAGUUUUAUAGUUUGAUUUCAAUUAUCGUAAAUAUCAAUAAUGCUACGACUUUAAACUGAUACAAAUUUAUUUUGUGUAUAGAAUUUUGAACAUUCUAUUUCUUUUUUGUUGUUGUUGAAAUUCAUGAAUUUAUUUUAGUUUUUGUAGUGAGUUUUGAUUUUCUUUAGUGUUUUUUCAACUUAUUUUGUCUAUUACAUGCAUUUCCUAAAACAUUUUAUAAGGGAAACAAUGAGAGCUUAUUAGAUUUAACUAAUUAAUUAAUCAAUCAAUUAAUUAUUAGAAUGUUGCUUUAAUAUUUCUUUUGUAGUUAAGUUAUUGAUAAAUAACAGAUUUCAUAGAA
Molecule: messenger RNA, 6508 nt
Organism: Bolinopsis microptera
Lineage: Eukaryota; Metazoa; Ctenophora; Tentaculata; Lobata; Bolinopsidae
Exons: 34
Coding region: 893-5941 (1682 amino acids)
Biological process (GO): cell surface receptor signaling pathway; adenylate cyclase-activating G protein-coupled receptor signaling pathway
Cellular component (GO): plasma membrane
Molecular function (GO): G protein-coupled receptor activity
Source: RefSeq, a predicted model, not a curated record